GCGGCAUUGAACCUUCUGCUUUAUAUACAACAAGAAGGCGGCCAGUGGUUGUGGUGUAUUACUCAUUGUCAUUAAAAAAGCUCUCUCGUCAAAAUCAGCACCUAUGUUUAGUAUUUCCUAGAAUUUCUCUGCCCAUCCUUUCUCAAGCAAUGUGGUAAUAGCCGUCUUCCCUUCCUUCUCAAGUUUCAACUAUCAUCAAUCACUCCUCCAAAUUGCGAAAAUGGAAUCAGCAUACCCAGCUCCUCCAAAAGUGCGAGAGAGAAUCGAUCCAGUUCGCGCCGAACAAUUAAACCAGGAGUCCUCCGACAAUUCUACAGAGACUACCCUCUCUAAAGUCGAAGAAUCAAACGAAGCUCAUAUUCUAAACCAACCUCAAUCCGACAACUCUACGCAGUCCGAUGAAGCGCAAAGGGUGGAUAUAUCACCUCCUGACAUGAGAACCUGUUGGAUAUGUCAAAUGGAUGAUGCAGACGAUGGACCUCAAACUUCAUCAUGGCGAUCUCCAUGUCCAUGUUCUCUGGAGGCCCACGAAUCAUGUUUGAUGGAAUGGAUUGCAGUAUCCGCAGACAAGGAGAUGGCACCCAAGAUUGUCUGCCCAGUGUGCAAGUAUCAACUUAGAAUCGAUCAGCCCAAAGAUUACCUAGUCAUGACAGUGGAUAAGUUGCAACGUAUGGCGAAGCAUUUGGUCCUUCCCACAGCGGCUGGCGCAGUCUUUAGUUGCGUCUAUUCCGGAUCCCUACUGUUUGGCGUUAACAGUCUGGCAUUGAUAUUUGGUACGGAUGAAGCUCGAAGGAUCACCUUCGAGCACUAUGACGACUUCUUAGACCGCCGUUUUCUUGAGGAUUACAUACAAUUACCCAUCAGUCAAAUUAUGACCAAAUAUUUAUUUCCAUUUCUCGGUGGUGGGUUCAUGGCGGUACCAAGUUGGAGAACAGCAAUAGGGCUACCAUUAAUCGCACCAACCCUCAUAUUAUCACGGACAAAAAUCGCGGACUCUGUUUUCACUAUAGUUCCUGUCACUGUAGGUAAAUCUCGGAUAUUACCAGCGGGAUGUCGAAUGUCUGAAAUAAGCGUUGAUUCGGAAGUAUAAUCUGAGGCUCAUUUUGCUAACAUGUCUUCAGUAUUUCCUCUUUAGCCCCGAUAACAAAAACAUCACUUCAUGGCCUCCAUCCCCAGGUCGCACAUUUGCGCUACUUCCAUACUUCAGAUUAGCAUACAAUACACUAUAUCAUCACAUGUUUUACGACUUAGAGAAGAGAUGGGAUUUAGCUGUUCAGCGCAAACCACGAGAAGGCGAAACCGCAGAACAAAUCGCUUUGGAACAGCGCAGAGGACAAGAAGGGUUCCUGAACUUCGAAGUUGAGAUUGUCGAUGAGGUGAGGGAUCAAGACGGAAAUUUGGUUCCUCCAGACGAUCAUGUACAUGCCCCCGCAGGUGAUCGAAAUGGAAAUCAACAUCAAAAUGGGGGCGACCAAGAAGGCGCGAACGCAAACGAGAACGAUUGGGGAGUCCGUCGAAAUGUCAGCACACACAGCUUAUCAUUCCAGUUUAUGGGUGCAAUGUUGUUUCCCGCAAUAUCAAGCAUUAUGGGCGAUGCGCUCAAAUACGCAUUACCGUCUAUAUGGAUGAAAACGAGGAACGGCAAGCCAGGAUUAUUACAACAUAAAUGGGCCAGAAGUGUAGUGGGAGGAUGUCUAUUCGUAAUGUUGAAGGACGUGGUGGUGCUUUAUUGCAAGUGGAAGAAAGCGAGGGAUUUCGGGAAGAAGAAAAUUAUAGAUUUUGCGGGUAAAGGAAAGGAAAAGGCUGUGUGAGGAAUUGGAAGAGAACGCAUAAAUAUGGCAUUGGAUAAUCAUGGUGGAGGGAGGACAUGAAUUAAUUCCAGCUGGAAAUGGAAUAUCGUGGAUAGGAAAAAUGUUUCUCCUCGCAAAAAACAUAAUAAAACUGCUCGCAGGGCGUAAUUUUAUGAACGUUGGAUAUAGGUUCAAUGAAUAAAUCUGCUAUGAUACCAGUAAAAUGGAGGCAUACCAUACACCCAUUUCCCAUCGAACCACUCUAGUCUCA
Molecule: messenger RNA, 2061 nt
Organism: Sclerotinia trifoliorum
Lineage: Eukaryota; Fungi; Ascomycota; Leotiomycetes; Helotiales; Sclerotiniaceae
Source: the annotation of a GenBank genome assembly